AUGGAUAUUGAACAAUUAUUUAAAAAUACAAAUUUUGAUAUUAAUAUAAUUGAACAAUCAUUUGAAAAUACUGACCUUGAUAUUAAUGUUGAAACAAAUCUUGAUAUCGAUAUUAAUACUAGUGAUAAUGAAAAUUUCCUUGAUAUCUUAAAUAACAAUAAACUAUCUAUAACUUUAUCUAAAAGACAAACAUUUUUAACUAGUAAUAAUUCAGCUACAAUACUUAUACUAGUUCGCUGGAAAAAACAUGAAUAUCAUGUAACACAGGUUAACCUUGAACAUAACCAUCCUUUAGACUUUGCUGCAGUUAUGUUUGAUUCUGGCUAUCAGAAGCUAAGUUAUAAUGAAAAUAUGCAUAUACAAAUGCUCUACAAUAGAGGAGUGCCAAUACCAACAAUUAUUAACAUGCUAACUGAACAGUAUAGCAGAUACAUUUAUAGUAAAGAUAUGUAUAAUUCUUUAAAUCAUCAGUCUCGAGAUUAUGUAAAGGAUUUGUUACAAACUACAGAAUUGCUAAAUCAUUUGAAUAGUAAUAAUGAAUAUUUGACUCUUGUAAAUAAUGGGAAUCUUGCACUUAUCUCUGCAGUUCGAACAGAGUUGUUACAUGUUAAACAUCAGCUUUGUAUUUGGCAUGUUGAGCAAAAUAUUGUUAAAAACUUAAAUAACAAGUUCAAAGAUAAGUUUAUAGCAUUUAGCAAAGAUUUCAAAGCAGUAAUGCUAGAACCUAUGGUGGAUCAAUUUAAUACUCAGUGGGAUCACUUAAUUAUUGAAUAUACUGAGGCUAUAAGGACAACACAGCAGUCAGAAGCUACUAAUGCAUACUUAAAAUGUUUACUUGGUUAUACUGCACCUCUACCAGAAUUAAUUAAUGCUAUAGAAAUGCUUUCUUAUGUUUCAUUAGCAGUAUCAGAUUUUGUGUACACUUUAUUGUUAGAGCAACAUAAUAUGGCUCUUACUUAUGAUAUUAAAAGACAAGAAGCGAACUUAUAUAUUUGUUCUUGUAAUUACAAUGUUCAAUUUGCCUUACCAUAUCGUCAUGUUCUUGCUGUUCAUAUUGCUAACAAGGAAAUACUAAGUCUUAAUUACAUUGGUACUCAUUGGGUUAUCUUUUUUUCAGAACUUACUAUGACUGAAAAACAAAAUGAUAUUAGUUAUAAUCUCAAUAAUAAUGAUGAUCUUAAUAAUAAUGAUGUUAAUCUUAAUAAUAACAAUGCUAACAAUGCUAAUAACAAUCUUAAUAAUAAUGACAUCAAUAGCAAUUCCAAAAAUAAUAAUGAAUCUAUAAAUGAGUCUAAUCAUAUAGGUCAUGUUGAGAUUAAUAAAACACUAGCUCUUUUUGUAGAACAAUUGAAUAGUAAAUACCCAUUGUUACAAGAAGAUAUCAGGGAUCCAGUUAUUGCAAAGACCAAAGGAAGACCAAGUGGUACUAAGUACAAAAAGACAGGUUCUGAACAUGUUACUAAAAAAAAUAUGUGUGUAGUAUUUGUAAUAAUACAGGGCAUAAUUUUAGAAGUUGUUCGGAGAAGGUAA
This is a messenger RNA of Cetraspora pellucida, 1530 nucleotides long. The record is from the annotation of a GenBank genome assembly. NCBI's taxonomy places the organism in Eukaryota, Fungi, Glomeromycota, Glomeromycetes, Diversisporales, Gigasporaceae.